Messenger RNA from Morchella sextelata, 1734 nucleotides. RefSeq lists its product as uncharacterized. The coding region runs from base 1 to 1734 and encodes 577 amino acids. The transcript is spliced from 5 exons. Gene Ontology annotation, molecular function: isocitrate lyase activity; methylisocitrate lyase activity. The record is from RefSeq and is a predicted model, not a curated record. Gene Ontology annotation, cellular component: mitochondrial matrix. Lineage: Eukaryota; Fungi; Ascomycota; Pezizomycetes; Pezizales; Morchellaceae.
AUGGUCUUUCCAAUCCGUCGAUUACCUGUACUUCGACCGCUCCCGCGGAUCCUGUCAACCACUCCUACACCUGGCGCAACAUUCUCUCUUGUUCGGAUGUACUCUUCGCGAUCACUCCAUGUUGCUCCUUCGCCUGAGGAGGAAGAUGCAAUCUUCGAGGCUGAGGUUCAAGAGGUAAAAGGAUGGUGGAAGACUCCGCGCUUCGCUGGGAUUAAAAGGCCAUACACCGCAGUGGACAUUGUCAGCAAGCGUGGAAUGUUGAAACAAGAGUACCCAAGUAGCACUACAGCUAAGAAGCUAUUUGGGUUACUGAAGGAGCGAGCAGCCGCCGGAGAACCUGUGCAUACCAUGGGUGCUAUCGACCCGGUGCAAAUGACACAGCAAGCUCCUCACCAGGAGGUUCUUUACGUGAGUGGUUGGGCAUGCUCAAGUGUGCUAACAAGUACAAAUGAAGUUUCUCCGGAUUUGGGGGAUUAUCCGUAUAACACUGUACCAAACCAGGUGCAGAGGUUGUUCAAAGCGCAGCAAUUACAUGACCGAAGACAUUGGGAUGCUAGAAGGUCCUUAACUCCAGAGCAGAGGAAGAAGACGCCAUGGAUUGAUUACUUGAGACCUAUCAUCGCAGAUGGGGAUACUGGUCAUGGUGGUCUUUCAGCUGUGAUGAAGCUCGCCAAGCUUUUUGCUGAGAAUGGAGCGGCUGCAAUUCAUUUGGAGGAUCAACUUCAUGGUGGAAAGAAGUGUGGACAUCUAUCCGGCAAAGUACUAGUCCCAAUGAGCGAACAUAUCAACCGCCUUAUCGCGGCACGUUUCCAGUGGGACCUUAUGGGCAGCGAGAACCUCUUGAUCGCCCGAACAGAUUCCGAAACUGGAAAACUAAUUAGUAGUACUGUGGAUAUCCGGGACCAUGAAUUCAUUCUUGGUGUGACUGAAGAUGUAAAGCCACUAAGUGAAAUUCUAUACGCACUUGAACAAGGCGGUGCAAGCGGAGAGGAAAUAAACAAGGUUGAGGCCGAAUGGGUUGCAAAACGCAAAAUGGUUACAUUCGACGAGGCCGUUAUUGAAGCUCUCAAGAAAGCAUCUGCGCCUGAGAGUCAGGUCCACCAGUACCUGAAUGGUUCCUCUGAACGCUCUCUCUCGGAUUCUAGAAUUCUUGCAAAGGAGAUUCUCGGCCGUGAGAUCUUCUUUAGUUGGGACAUCCCCCGCACUCGUGAGGGCUACUACCAUUACCGUGCCGGUAUUCAAGCUGCGACCAAGCGCUCACUUGCCUUCGCGCCAUACGCCGAUCUUCUCUGGCUUGAGACGAAAAGGCCGUCUGUCGAAGAAGCUGCUGGAUUUGCUAGAGCAGUUAGGGCGAAAGGGGGGCCAGGCGAAGGGAAAUGGAUGGUUUAUAAUCUCUCACCGAGUUUUAACUGGUUGAAUGAAGGGUUCUCUGAGGCUCAGCUGAAGAGCUUUGUAUGGGAUUUGGCAAAAGAAGGGUUUGUUCUGCAGUUGAUCAGUUUAGCGGGAUUGCAUUCGGGAGCUACUAUCACAUGCGAACUUGCAACGAGAUUCAAGAAAGAUGGGAUGCUGGCAUAUGUCGAUUUGAUCCAGAGGAGGGAGAAGGAAUUGGGAUGUGAUGUUUUGACGCACCAGAAAUGGAGUGGAGCAAACUAUAUGGAUGGAAUUCUACAGAGCAUAACAAGUAGCUCUGCUACCAGUUCAGUAGGAGGUGAUAGCACUGAGCACGGCUUCUAA